UCUAAAAUGGUUGUAUUUCGUGUUGUCUUUAUUUAUCAAUAAAACCUUAACGGAUAAGUGUAAAUGAAGAAAUUUAUUGAAAAAGGAUUCUAAAGAGAAUUGUUCCAAAUCUUAUAUCUAUCGAUAUUAUAACACGUCAACAAAAAUCUGUAGCUUGCACCGUUAUCUAUCUCGUCUAUAUUAGUUUUCAAUAAUUUUGCUACGAAACUUACAAAUAAGUGAAAUCUUUAAACGAAAUGCUAUUCUAGUUGCAGUUUUAUAUACUAUUCACCCUUAAAAUGUUUUAAUAAUUAAUUCAACAUUAUUUGUGAAUUAAUUUUCACAUAACUUUCACACGAAUUUGGAUACAAACAUACGUUCAUGUAUAGCAAUUACAAAAUGCAGGGCGAUGACCCCCCCUUCCUACCAGUGGGCACUGAAGUCAGUGCCAAAUACAAAGGUGCAUUUUGCGAGGCCAAGAUAAAAAAAGUUGUUCGCAAUAUAAAGUGCAAGGUCACAUUAAAAGCUGGUGGUAUUACAACCGUCAAUGAUGAUGUCAUCAAGGGUACAUUACGGGUUGGUAAUACAGUUGAGGUCCGGCAGGAUCCAAAGAAGGAUGCUAUUGAGGCAGUCAUUACAAAGAUACAAGACUGUAGCCAGUAUACCGUUGUAUUUGAUGAUGGUGAUAUAACUACACUGAGAAGAUCAGCAUUAUGUUUGAAGUCAGGGAGACAUUUCAAUGAAAGUGAGACAUUGGAUCAGCUGCCUCUCACACACCCUGAGCACUUCUCGACACCUGUAAUUGCUGGCCGACGAGGACGUAGGGGAAGAGCUCAGUCGUCAGAGAGCGAAAGCGAGAGCAGUGGGUCGCGGCGCGCGGCGGACAGCGAGCCGCACGUGGGCCGCGUGGUGCUGGUGGAGGCAGCGGGCGCGGGAGAGCGGCGCCGCCCCCACCAGCCCGCCUUCCCCGCCCUCGUCGUCGCACCCACACCCGCCAUCAAGGUGAAGGAGGACUACCUGGUGCGCUCCUUCAAGGAUGGAAGAUAUUACACAGUGCCCAAGAAGGAAGCCCGUGAGUUUCGUCGCGGCUCGGCGCCGCUGGAGUGGUGCGGCGUAGACGCGGCACUGCAGUACCUUAACAACGGCGUGCUGCCGCCACACUGGGACCGCGACUCUAUAUUCAACGAGCCGAGGAACACUUCUGACGAUAGCUCCGACGACGAGCCUCGCGAGGAGAAGGACCACUUCGUGGCGCAGCUGUACAAGUUCAUGGACGACCGCGGCACGCCGCUCAACCGCAACCCCACUAUCGCCAAUAAGGACAUCGACCUGUACAGACUGUUCCGAGUUGUUCAGAAAAAUGGUGGCUACAACAGAGUCACAAACCAGAAUCAAUGGAAGACAAUAGCGGACAAAAUGGGCUUCCAUCCGGUCACAACCAGUAUUACCAACCUGUGCAAACAAGCAUACAAAAAGUUCCUACAUAGUUUCGAGGACUUCUACCGCAAGUUGGGCGUGACGCUGGUGGCGCACCCGCGCGGCGCCCGCACGCCGCCCGCCGGCCGCUCGCUCAUACGCGACCGCGACCGCCAACCGCCCGCCGCUUCACCGCAGCCCACGACGCCGCAGACAUCGCAGCCUGUUCAGAGAACAAAAGACAAAGAGUCUGACAAGAGCGAGACGGACAAGAGUGAGAAAGAAGAGAAGAUAGAGAAGACGAAGGAGAAGAUUCGCGCCAGUGACGAGGACGACAGCGCUGACAACCAGCCGCUUCUGCCCACACCCACACCCAAGGUGGAAAAGGAAAAAGAAAAAGAGAAGGAAAAAGAAAAAGAGAAGGAAAAAGAAAAAGAGAAGGAAAAAGAAAAAGAGAAGGAAAAAGAAAAGGAGAAAGAAAAACCCAGCGUCGAGGAGAAGGUUCCAAGUAAACCUCGAUCCCAGUCCAAAACACGCAGCCUUCCGCCCUUCAAAACUGAACCUCUCGAGAAACGAACGCCCAAGAGAAAAGUUAUUUCGUCUAAAUUGAGCGACACGGCGAGUGUGGGCAGCGCCCGCGCGUCUCGGCGACCUCACGUCUCUACCGACAGUGACAGCUCGGGAAGGGCCUCGAGAUGUGGGGUGACAAAGAAGAUGCAAAGCCGGCGCAGUCAGAGCGCCAACUCGGCCAGCAGCGGCAACACCAUCGCCUCCAACAGCAGCAAAAGACCGCGCAAACGGAAAUCCACAGAGCCGUCCACGAGCGAGCCGACGCGGUCAGGUGGCGCGGCGGUGAAAGCGCAGGUCGGCGACAAGCUCAAAGUGUACUACGGCCCCACGCAGUCAGAGUCCAAGGUAAAAGUGACGUACGAGGCGAAAGUGAUUGAGAUAUCGCCGGCGGGCGUGCUGCGAGUUCACUACACUGGGUGGAACACGCGCUACGACGAGUGGAUCAAGCCGCAACGUAUCGCGCUCAACGUCACACAGCAUGAGGCUAGAAAUAAGAAGGGCACAAAUCUUAACCGGCGGGCUAGAAGUAAGAGGAAUGAAAGAACAGAAGAAUCAUCAGCUCGCUCAGAUUCAGACAGCUCAGACUCUGACGUCAAUGAUAAGAGGCCGGCCAAGAAGUUGGAUGAUAAAAGUACUGUCAAAACACCGACAAGAUCGAAGGAAAGUAAACCGAACGAUGGCAACAACUCUAGUAAGGCGAGGAAAAGACCAGUCCGGACGAUUUCAACACCACCGACUACAUCCAGUCUCCCUAAAAAGCCCCGCGUCGGUGACACUACGCCCAAAGGUCGAGACUACGAUCUCAACGAAAUUAGAUCAGAACUGAAGGGUCUUCAAACGGUCAAGCAGGAAUCGGAGGAAAACGUAAAGACGGAGGCUCCUCAGGAGGAACCUGUGACUAGUCCGACUCCGGCGACUACCGCGCCCGAACCGCAGCCCUCGGUCUCCGUGGAAAAACAAGCCGAAGACGUUUACGAAUUUAAGGAGCCCGAGCCCUUCGAGCUCGAACUUCACGACGAGAAAAAGAAGAGAUCCCAUCGCAUAUUCGACGACAUCUCCCCCAGCAAAUACACCUCGACGUUAUCCAAGUCUUUGAGCGAAGAGAUUUCAGACGACGCCAUACGACGACCGACUUCGUUUAGAUCCCCGUCCCUGUCGCCCUUCCGGGAGUUCGGAGCGAGAGACGCACCCGAGAGGCAGAGCCCCGACGAUAAUUCUAAGGACGGCCUGUUCUCCUUGGACGACGACUCGAUGCCCGGGGAGGGCAGCUCGGGGCCCAUAUUCGAGGGAUUUACUCCUGCCAAGAACCAGGAAACUUACUCGAAGAAGAGCAAAGUCAGUAAACUGAGAGAACUCAUCGACGACUCCCCCGACAGCCCCGCCGACGACGAGCAGUCGUCGGAGGACGAUUCAGAUGAAGUGCUAAAAGUGGAACCGCGCGAGCCGACUCCGGAGCCGCCACCGAAGGAGGCUAUUAAAACACCCGAACCGAUCAAGGAGGAAGACAACGAUGCCGACGACGACGACGAUGACGACGACGACAAGGAGACCGACACGUCGAAGGCCGUCAACGACGCCAUUUUGUCUCUGAAGGACAUCCCCGCUAUUGAGACUGUACCCGAGCCUCCUAAAACUCCCCCGCCUCCUCCCAAAGAAACGCCUCCCACGAAUGUGCAACCUGCGAUAGAAACUCAAACUGAAAGUAAAGAAAUCAAGGUCGAAGCCAAAGUGACCGCUACCCCGCUUCCGACUACCGAAUCUAAACCAAAACUAGAGAAAUUGGAUCCCGUCCCGGUUAUAUCCAAAUUAGAACCUCCUUCGAGUCCUCUGAUAGAUACGGAGGAAGACAAGUCCGAACCCGACAGCCCCGCGAGAAUCGACGUGCUACCUGUGCCCCCGCCAGGGUUCCUUUUGCAAUCUGAAGGUCCGAAAAUUGCUGAAAAGUUAUUAAAAGCGAUCAACAGCGCAAAAAUACUGUCCAUGUCUCCCACUCCCACUGACGAGAAACCGGAGAGUCCUAAGGAGGAAAGUAAGAAAGUCGAGGAGCCGCCGCCAGCUAACAGCGACCCGCCGGCGCCACCGAAACCCGAUCUCCUCAAGCCCGUUACCAAACUCGAGGCCGUUAAGAGACUGAGUCCGGCAGAAGUUCGGGAGUCCAUAUUCGGCGAGCCUUCCAAGAUAAGCGAUAUGAAACACGAGCUGGCCGAUAUCAAGAAGGUCAAACCGAAGGAGCCGUCGCCGCCUAGGUUGCAGAGCCCCCUCAGUAUAUUAGAGAGGAGGAAGAGCGUUGCGGAAUUGCAGCUGCCCGCACCCGGAAAGAAUAAAGUCCUCAGUGACACGAUACAGAAACUGUCCAGCCAAAUUAACCAGUCGGUGGCCGCGGCGACCAUCCCCAUACCGCCCUUCCCCGCCGUCGACCGCAGCGACUCCAGCGACUCUGACGACUCGGAUCAAAGGUUGAUAAUCGACAAGCUGUCGGAGGAGUGGAGCGGCGGUAGCGCCGGCAGCGGGCGGCUGGCGGCGCGCGCACGCACGCUGCACGUGCACGCCAGCAAGUCGCCCGGCGAGUGGAGCGCGGGCGAGUCUCUGCUCAUGCUUGAAGACGCCUGCAAGAAUGAGCGUAAACACAGCGCGAGCGUGGUAGUAGCGGGCGGGACGCGCGGGGCGGGGGGCGGUGCCGGAGGGGCGGGGGAGGAUGACAACCUGUCGCUGUUGCUGUGCGAGGAGACCAUCCCCGGCUCGCCCGCGCCCGACGACCCGCCGCCCCGACAUCACCUGCCCUUUGCUUGCGCGCCGCCGCAUCAUGCCGCCAAGGGCGAGGAGCGUCACGGCGCGGGUGCAACUGCUGGAGCAGGCGGCGCGGCGGGGCGCGAGGCGGGCGCGACGGAGAGUGCGCGGGGGGAGGGUUGGCGGCGCCGCGCGGACCGCACCCCGCCCACCGCCUCCACCACGCCCGACAGCAGCCUCGACCUGUCACCGCACAGGGAAAGGCGUAUAUCAGAGCGAGACAGUCCGUCAGAGAGAAAAGAGGAUGAAGAUGAUAGUAACAUACAAGACCCUGUUGGGCAUGUGGGCGGCCGAUCACGCAAGGCAUCGGAGUCGGGCGCGGGACGCACACGCGGGCGCCGGCGCCGCGACACGGACGAGCCCGCCCCCGCCACGCCGCAGUCGCCCGCCGCUGCGCCCGCACCGCUCAAGUACAACUUCUACGUCGAACUGGAUCCAUCGUGGGAUAGUGUGACUCGAAUAAAGAUAUUGACAAACCAAAUGGCGGCCCUGCGCAAGACAUACAGCUCCGUGCGAGCGGAACUGGUCGCUAUCGACAGACGCCGCAAGAAACUGCGCCGCAAAGAAAGAGAAGCUAUCAAAGCAGCCAAGGCGUCAUGUGCGUGAUGAAGCAAUGAAAUCUAAUUGUAAAGCAAGACUUUAUAGUUGUCGAGAUUUUAUUCGUUUUAGAAUAAAUUUUUUAUCUUUUUAUAGAGAUAAAUGUUGAAAGGUAUUAAGAGGAAAUAUAAAUGUAAUAUUAUUUUAUAUUAUUUAAGAUCAAACAAAUAGUUUAUAUUGUUUUAAUUGUUAAUAAAACUGGUCACUGGACGACGGCGGUUAAUAGCAAUAAUCAAGCCGUUGAUAGAAUGUUUGAUAUUUUGGCUGCUUGCAAUAUCGUAAACUUAUCUCUCAUUAAAAAGGAAGCAAACACAAGAAAUUAUAUAUUAUAUCCAUAAUAUAUUGGUUACAACUUACAACCGUUUUGAAUCUGAUAGCAGCUGGACUAAAUGUGUAAAUUAAAUGCUGUAAAGAUCUUUUACUCUUAAUCAAUGUUACAUUGAUUAAUAAAAUGUCUUAUAAACUAA
Molecule: messenger RNA, 5816 nt
Organism: Aricia agestis (brown argus)
Lineage: Eukaryota; Metazoa; Arthropoda; Insecta; Lepidoptera; Lycaenidae
Gene: htk
Product: AT-rich interactive domain-containing protein 4A
Exons: 25
Coding region: 361-5358 (1665 amino acids)
Biological process (GO): regulation of transcription by RNA polymerase II
Cellular component (GO): nucleus
Molecular function (GO): transcription cis-regulatory region binding
Source: RefSeq, a predicted model, not a curated record